Molecule: messenger RNA, 667 nt
Organism: Neolamprologus brichardi
Lineage: Eukaryota; Metazoa; Chordata; Actinopteri; Cichliformes; Cichlidae
Product: G protein-coupled receptor 183-like
Biological process (GO): positive regulation of Rho protein signal transduction; phospholipase C-activating G protein-coupled receptor signaling pathway
Cellular component (GO): plasma membrane
Molecular function (GO): G protein-coupled receptor activity
Source: RefSeq, a predicted model, not a curated record
UAGCACAAACAUGGACACAAAUGAUUCAUCACUCAACUCAACAUCCACCCUGACCCAGCUGCCUCUCAAUACCACAGCAUUCAUAAACAGCACGGUAAAAUCCUUCAGUGUGUUUGAUGGGUGCGAAAACCUGAUAGAGGCCAUUUUCUUUGACCUGGCCAUGCAGUGCAUCAAUGUAAUUGUGGGUAUCCCGGCCAACUUACUCGUCAUUGCUAUUCUCAUCCACAAUCGCAAAGAGCCCUCCACUUCAGACAUAUUCUUGGGCUGCUUGGCCUUCAUGGAUGCCUACUUUGGUGCAAUGACCCCCCUGAGCUUUCUUAAUCUCUACCUCUGGAAAGAUGCAAUGCACCCCAUGAAAAAGAAGGCCUUCAAGAUGGUGCUCUCUAUCCUGUGUAUCAUCGUGUUCAACUACCUGCCACUUGUUGCUCUGUUUCCAUUUGAGGACUACUACUCCCCUCAUGUGUUUCGCUGCUACGUGCAGCCCACGGGUUUUGCCUUUCUGAACAUCAGCAGUACAAUCCAGCCCCUUGUCUAUUUGUCUCGUCUAGAGAAGGUGCCUUUCCUCUCUGACGCCUGCAUUAAAAAGAUUACUUCCUGUUUCAACCCAGAGAAGAACCAGAAUCCACAGGAGCAAAACCCACCUGCUUAGAUUCACAAAAUAUAAAAA